AUGGCCAUCGAUAUCAGUCUUCCCUUGGCCAAAUAUUCCUUCGCAAUGGGCUGCGAUGCCAAAACCAACACGAUUCCGUGGGAGCAUCUCACUGCAGUGGACCUCUUCGUUGUCAUAAAGGGAGAUAGCAGCUACGACGCUAGUGGUUCACUUUCGCUCAAGAUCAUCUAUGGCACGAAGGUCUUGGAGAAAAUAGAUAUUGAUCGAUACAUCGAACGUGCGAUGGCGACAAAGACAGCCAUCCAACGACAGGGUACAUCUGCCCGUAUUGAGCAGUUGCCCAUUUUUGGCAUCACCAGUAACAAUCUCCUUGCUUUGCGCUAUCGCUUGCAAGAUGGUCAAGAUCAUAGGACUCAGCUGCGCAUGCAGAGCGCGGCGGAUUGUCGACAAAUCGUGGAUCUCUUUCAGUGGCGUGGGAUGGAGUUCAAAGAGGCGAGUGCACGACCAGGAACGAGUCGGACUGCUGGUCGUCCAAGCACGGCACAAUCGGACUUCCGUCCGCUCACUGCGGAAUCCAGCUCGCCAUAUUUCAGCAAAGGCCCGGCUACCCAGGUGAGGCCUAGCACGACUCAAGGUCCAGCGCUGGGUUCAGGUAGCCCACUACGACAGGCACACCGACCUGAAAGCUUGCCACAUGACGAGGGAUCCCGUGCGAGUCCCGCAAGUGAGGACAUGCCGCCUCCACGCGUCAUCAGGCGUGGUGAGAAUAAGGUAGCGUCUAACGAACUCGCAAUAGAGCGGCCUUCGUCUGCUCAGAUGUGGCGAACACGCACCGCUCCUAAUCAACCGAGUGGAGUCUCUGGGGCAGCAGCUCAAUAUGGUCAGGCAGGGCCGACUACUGCAAGGCCAUCUUCUUACAACAAUGUCGAGAAUAUGGGGGCAAUCCGCCAAGCUGUUGAAGAAGACAUGGAUGCGAAUGACACACUUCCACCCACUCUGCAGCAGCAAGACUCUUCUGGAGCUCUGGAGCUGCAACACCACAUGUCGCACUCUUCCGAGGUUCCACUCCCGCUCACGGCAGCAUCGGCAUCGUCGUUUACGCUACCGGACACGCAAGAUAUCAAAAUUGCGAUGGAGCAUGAACUUCACUCGGCUGUGCCGAGGAGCCGUCACAGUGGCAGCAGCUCACGUCCGUCAAGUGCUCUAGAUCUGCCACCCCUGAAGAAGCCGCAAGUGGAGAAGCGUUCGUCUACAUCGCUGAUGGAUCAGACCACGACACCUCACGAGACAUGGGCAACUAGCACCAGUGUACAGAAACGCCCUGUCAGCAGCGCAGACACUAGCUUCUACACAGCGGAUGAGCAAUUCGAGCCUCGAAAGAUGAUAUUCUCCAAGAAGACUCAAAUAUCGACUGCACCACAGGUCUCGCCACAAGUUGCGCCACCAAGUCCAAUCUCCAGUUUGAGUGCUGGCACAACUCUCUCGAUGGAUGAGCUGGUGAAGCAGUCCCGUGGGAAUCGUUUGAAGGAGUCUGCGAUGCGGCGACAAGACAGCACGGUUGAUGCGCCCCAUGAGCUGGAGUCGCCGCCACCUUCAAGGCAGAUUAUCAAUGCUCGAACCAGAGUGCCUUCGUCUCCUGCCGCUGCAUCCAGAGAGGGAGAUCACAGUUCCCGAUAUGCUGCUUCGAAGUCGAGGAACAACGCACCUGCUCAGUUUCCAUCGCUUGAUGACUUCGCAGCGCAACGACCAGAAGAUCGCGCGGCUGCUAUGGACGAAUGGAUAAUCGCAAAUCUGGAGAAUCCAUCGUUCACCACGCUUUGCGAGGAUCUGGAGAACUGCUGGCGCAGAAUAGCGCUCGGUCUUUAA
This is a messenger RNA of Fulvia fulva, 1806 nucleotides long. RefSeq lists its product as uncharacterized. The transcript has 3 exons. Gene Ontology annotation, biological process: reciprocal meiotic recombination. NCBI's taxonomy places the organism in Eukaryota, Fungi, Ascomycota, Dothideomycetes, Mycosphaerellales, Mycosphaerellaceae. The record is from RefSeq and is a predicted model, not a curated record. Bases 1 to 1806 code for a protein of 601 amino acids.